Messenger RNA from Scedosporium apiospermum, 1929 nucleotides. RefSeq names its product Short-chain-fatty-acid-CoA ligase. The record is from RefSeq and is a predicted model, not a curated record. Gene Ontology annotation, biological process: fatty acid metabolic process. NCBI's taxonomy places the organism in Eukaryota, Fungi, Ascomycota, Sordariomycetes, Microascales, Microascaceae. The coding region runs from base 1 to 1929 and encodes 642 amino acids. Gene Ontology annotation, molecular function: medium-chain fatty acid-CoA ligase activity. The transcript is spliced from 2 exons.
AUGAUGAUAGGCCUCGGUAGUGCCAGGCGGCUUUACAAUCCCCGCAGCUCUCGACUUCUCUCGAGCUGCCUCACCAGGGUACCCAGAGAACAAAUUCCAUCAGUAGCUUCCUGCAAAGUACGGAAAAUCUCACUCGGUCACGGUCCACAAGAUCCGCAACUCCUGCCCCACACGAUCCCAGAGCACUUCGCCUCAAUCGUGUCCCAAUAUGGCGACAGGCCCGCCGUGAUAGCCCGCACAGCCACAACCUCGCGGGACAUCGGCGCCGCGGUGCCCCCUGCCCGCGAGACGGCUCUGACCUACGAGGACCUUGACCUCCUGUCCAACCGCCUCGCCUCCAGCCUGCGAUCCCUCGGCGUGAAGAAGGGCGACCGCGUGGCCGUGAGCCUCGGCAACUGCGCCGAGUUCGCCGCCCUCACCUACGCCGUCUUCAAGCUCGGCGCCAUCCUCGUGCCCCUCAACCCGGGGUUCAACGUGAAGCAGGUGUCUGCGGCCCUGUGCCAUCUGGGUGUCGAGCUGCUCAUCAUCGGCGCCGUGACCGACCUCGCCUAUAAGCCGUGUCGUGGUAGGAGCAAUGAGCAGCUUCUACGGACGCUCGUGCCGGAUCUCGAGGCGAGCCAGGCGGCGUCGCCUUUGGUACCCACGCUUAAGAGGAUAGUCACCUUGGACAAUCUUGCAGCGCACCCCACCACCGCGUUUCCUCUGGACAAGUACCGCGCUCUUACGCCGUUCUCGCUCUUGCUCGAGGGGUCGACAAGUGCCGUGGUGCCAGAUGCGCCCCUAUCUCCCUCAGAUACCAUUAAUAUCCAGUUCACUUCCGGCACAACCUCGACUCCCAAGGCUGCCAUGCUCACACACACGUCCAUCCUAAACAACGGCGCUCUCAUCGCCUCGCGCAUGGACCUCGACCCUUCUGAUCGAAUGGUCGUUCCUCCCCCCUUGUUCCACUGCUUCGGCUCUGUUCUGGGCUACAUGGCGACGGCUACCACCGGCGCCGCCAUCCUCUUCCCUUCUCCGGCUUUCGACCCAGAAGCUACUCUCCGCAUGGUUGCCGCCCACGACGCGACCGGUCUCUACGGAGUGGCCACCAUGUUCCUCUCCGUGCUAGAAGCUCUCGACGACGGCAUCGUUCCUCACGAGACCAUGCCCAAGGGUCUACGCAAGGGCAUCGCAGCCGGAAGCUCGGUACCCGAGUCCCUCAUGCGCAGGUUAUACGAGAAGCUCGGCCUGCAGGAUCUCGUCAUCUGCUACGGCAUGACCGAGACCAGCCCCGUCAGCUGCAUGACCACGCCCCACGACCCCUUCGAGAAGCGGACCUCUUCAGUCGGCAAGGUCAUGCCGCACACCGUCGCCAAGAUCGUCGACCCCGACGACCGCUCGCGCAUCGUCCCCAUCGGCGAGAAGGGCGAAUUCGCCACGGCGGGCUACCUCGUCAUGAAGGGCUACUGGGGCGACGAGAAGCAGACGAACGAGGUCAUGAUCACCGAGGAGGACGGCCGCACGUGGAUGUACUCCGGCGACGAGGCCUGCAUGGACGAGAAUGGCUACGUGGAGAUUACUGGAAGAAUCAAGGACUUGAUCAUCCGCGGCGGAGAGAACAUUCACCCGCUCGAGGUCGAGAACUGCCUCUUCCAGCACCCGCUCGUCGGGGAGGUCUCCGUCGUCGGCGUGCCCGAUGAAAAGUACGGCGAGAGCGUCGGUGCUUUCAUCAUCCCCGUCCACGGCGUCAAAGCCAGUGACAGUCCCUCCGACGAUCCCAAGGUCUUGACGGCUGACUCGGUGAGGGCCUGGGUGCGAGAGCACCUGUCCAAUCACUUGGUACCUACGCACAUCUUUUGGGUUGACGACUACCCCAAGACGGCUAGCGGAAAGAUUCAGAAGUUUAAGUUGCGCGAUAUGGCGAAGGAGUUUCUCUCGGGUGGGAAAUAG